Messenger RNA from Orbilia oligospora ATCC 24927, 4428 nucleotides. RefSeq lists its product as uncharacterized. NCBI's taxonomy places the organism in Eukaryota, Fungi, Ascomycota, Orbiliomycetes, Orbiliales, Orbiliaceae. The coding region runs from base 1 to 4428 and encodes 1475 amino acids. The record is from RefSeq and is a predicted model, not a curated record. The transcript has 2 exons. Gene Ontology annotation, molecular function: protein binding; catalytic activity. Gene Ontology annotation, biological process: nucleoside metabolic process.
AUGAACGGAAAAAGAGCUUUGGACGAGAACCAAAAUGAGGGGGACUCGUCUCACCUCCCGAGGCGGCAGAAAACAAGGCACUACCUGGAAGACAGAGUUUAUGAAUCCGAAAAAGACUUAUCGGCUGUAGAGCGCGACCGUUACACUAUUGCCUGGGUCUGUGCCCUCUACACGGAGCUAGCGGCGGCUCAGGCCAUGCUGGACGAGAUUCACGAUGCUGUCGCGACCGACCCCAACGACAGCAACACAUACAUACUUGGAAGCAUUGGGCGGCAUAACGUUGUCAUUGCAUGCUUGCCAGACACGCAAUACGGAACUAACAACGCGGCGAAUGUAUUGACAAACCUAGUUCGAACUUUCAAAUUCAUUCGUUUGGGCUUGAUGGUGGGGAUUGGGGGCGGGGUACCAAGUACAGUAGACAUUCGACUAGGCGAUAUUGUCGUUGGAACUAGGGUGAUGCAGUAUGACUUGGGCAAAAUCGUUGAGGACGGAGAAAUUCAGCGGACGGCAAUAGCAAAGAUUCCUCAUUCAUCAGCCGGAACUGUUAUAUCCACUUUGAGAGCCAAACAUACUCUAGGCCAAAGCCGCAUCCCUUCUAUUUUACGGGAGAAACUGGGGGAGCACCCUAACUACGGCCGCCCGGACUUACCAGACCGUCUGUUUACCGCAAACUCUCAGCAUAUAUCUUCAACGGCUAGCUGUGACGAAUGUGACGAGUCGAAGCUAGUCACCCGAGUAGCACGGCUAGAUUUCAACCCUGUAGUUCAUUACGGUGUCAUUGCUUCCGGAAACAAAGUGAUAAAAAGCGGAACCAUACGAGACAACAUCGCAGGAGAACUAGACGCCAUUUGUUUUGAGAUGGAGGCGGCUGGGUUAAUGGAUAUCUUGCCCUGCCUCCCAAUCCGAGGUAUCUGCGACUAUUCAGAUGCCCAUAAAAAUAAAGGUUGGCAAACUUACGCCGCAGCGACGGCGGCAGCCUACGCAAGAGAGUUCCUGGAGGUACUCCCAGCUAUAGAAAUGCCGAAGAGAUUCUUAAGCGCUGUGAACAGUGACCAGGAUUUGUCGCACGAUCGUCGACAAGAGAUAUUGGAUUCACUCAAAUACGAUGAAAUCAACUCUAGAAAAACGGAUAUUAGAUCUGCUCACGACAAAACAUGUCGCUGGUUUUUGAAACAUCCAGACUAUAAAGACUGGCUCGAUCCAGCACGACAGUCAGAUCAUUGCGGCUUUCUAUGGAUCCGUGGUAAGCCAGGCGCUGGGAAGUCAACAAUCAUGAAGUUUAUCUACGGGAAGACAAGACAAGCGGCCCGCAAGGCAGUUGUCGCUUCUUUCUUCUUCCACGCUCGAGGAGGGAUAUUGGAAAAGUCCAUAUCGGGAAUGUAUCGAUCGUUGCUGUUGCAACUACUCGAGGGUUACCCCGAUCUUCAGACUGUCCUUGACGAUACCGAUCUUAUCCCAAAAAAUCAGAACGGAUGUCCUCCUUUGAAUGUGCUCAAGGACCUUUUUACGAAUGCAGUUUCUAGUCUUGGCGAGUGUCCGUUUACGUGCUUCAUCGAUGCCCUCGACGAGUGCGACGAACAAGAAGUCAGGACAAUGGUACAAGAUAUCGAAGAUCUGGCGGAAAGAUCUACAACAAUGGGCACCCCGCUUCGGAUUUGUUUUUCGAGUCGGCAUUAUCCAUACAUAGAUAUCGAUAGAGGAAUCAAACUCACUUUGGAAAGCCAGUCAGGACACUCUCAAGAUUUGGAAAGCUAUGUUAGAAACCGUCUUAGAAUGGGCAAGGGUGUGAUGGCUGAAGAACUACGCGCCCAAAUUCUCCAGAAAGCCGCUGGAGUUUUUCUAUGGGUAGUUCUAGUUGUCGAUAUCCUCAACAAGGAAAACUCACGAGGCCGACUCGCUAUACAAAAGCGACUUUCAGAACUUCCCGGUGACUUAAGCGCAUUGUUUAAGGAUAUGCUUAAGAGGGAUAGCGAAAAUAUGGAGGAGCUACUGCUCUGUAUCAUUUGGAUCUUGUACGCAAAACAGCCCUUGAGCCCUGGCGAGUACUACCACGCACUUUGGUCGGGGCUAUCUCUAAAGAACUUAGUCGACAAGGAUAUCCCGGUCGUUACCCUACCCGAUGCCAAAGAUAUUAUCAGCAAUUGUGUUACGAGUUCUUCGAAGGGACUUGCUGAAAUAACAAAAUCAAAUCGCCCGACUGUUCAAUUUAUCCACGAAUCCGUGAGAGAUUUUCUGAUCAAAGAUAGAGGCCUCCAGGAACUUUGGCCAGACCACAGUGCUGAUCUGGAAAGCCUAAGUCAUGAGAGGCUUAAAGAAUCCUGCAAUGCAUACAUGAGCCAUCGCUCGGCGGUUACAACAGAGAUAGAAAGGGAAAGCGCAACUCAUCCGAUAAAAAUUUCGAUCAACUACCCGUUUUUAGAGUAUGCUAGUCAGAAUAUACUAUUCCACGCUAAUAGUGCGGCAAGGGCCGUUCCUCAAGAUAAUUUUCUGCUGGCCUUUAAUUCCGCAGUCCCAGACUGGAUUGAUACCCUAAAUAUAUUCGAAAAGUUUAAAACCCGGCAAUACAAAAGAAGAACCGGUCUGCUUUACAUCCUUGCAGAGAAAAACUUGGCAAACCUCAUCCGAAUUCAUCCGGAUAGGUACUCCUGCUUCAAAGUGGAAAGGGAACGCUACGGGCCACCCCUCCUUGCCGCACUAGCUCUUGGAAGUCAUGAAGCAGUCCAAGUACUUUUAGAAGCCCAGGCGCAAGUUUCGUCGGGGUCAGAGCUCCACGAGCUGUGCCACCUAUACUCGCAACAGAAUCACGAACGAAUUGCCUUGGGUCGGAGUUUCGAGUUUUCAAGGAAGAAAGGAAUCUUCGCCCAUUUGCUGGAAACCGGUGAUGAGAUACUUCCCCUAUUUUCCAUCUACUCCGUUCAAAAAGGCCAGCCCGACCUUGAUAAUCGCCUUGGUUUAUCACCCCUGUCACAUGCAGCAAGAUUAGGGAACGAGAAAUGUGUUGGGUUACUACUCGAAAAAGAUGUCGAUACCAGUUGGAAGCCUGCUAAUGGCAUGUCGCCGCUACACCACGCUACCAGUCAAGACAACGAAGUAGUAUUCAGACUCUUGUAUGAGAAAAGCUCGGGAGUUCGCUUGCCUCAUUACGAUGAUGAUGGAGAUUAUAUAAUUCCCCCAGGGGGAUAUAACGCUAUUGACUCGAAGGACCACGAAGGUCGAACGCCGUUAUCGCAUGCAGUUAGCAACGGAAACGAAGCAAUAGUUCUAGCUUUGCUUGAGAGAAAUGUCAAUGUUGACUCUUUGGACAAUCAGAAAAUGACACCAUUAUCCCAUGCAGUAAAAGCGGGACAUGAAGUCGUGGUACGGUUACUGCUUGAAAAAAGUGCCAUUGUUGACUCUCCGGAUCAAUGGGGUAAGACGCCAUUAUUUUAUGCAGUAGAAGCGGGACAUGAAGCCGUCGUACGGUUAUUGCUUGAAAAAGGUGUCAAUAUUAACCAUGUUAGACCGGGAAUGGGAACGGCAUUACAUCAGGCCAUCGGUUCAAAGCAAGAACAAAUGGUACGAUUCCUACUCGAAAACAACAUUGAUAGCAGUAUAAGAAACACAUUUGGGAAUACAGCAUUACAUAGAGCAGCAAUUUUAGGAGACGAAGUAAUAUUCAAAUUGGUCCUAGAUAAAUCUGCCGAUGUAGAUCCCAGAGGCCAUCAUGGAUCCACGCCACUGUCGCUAGCAGCUAGCGAGGGUCAUUUGAAGAUAUUCCAGCAGCUACUAGCUACCGGGCGGGUUGAUGCGGAUCGAAAUGACAACAACGGAGAAACGCCACUAUUCAAAGCCGCCAAGGGAGGACAUCAGGAAUUAGUCAAGGUUUUAGUGUCGAUAAAUUAUGUCAACCCAAAUUUGCGAAACAACCGUGGGGAUACACCGCUUGCAGCAGCGUGCAGUGGCAACAACACUACGAGCGUUGUCCAGCAGCUCCUAGCCACAGAGCGCGUUGACCCAGAUUCAACAGACAACUUUCAAAAUACGCCCUUGUUAAAAGCAAGCAGAGAAGGUCGAGAGGCGAUUGUCCAACAAUUACUCGCUACCGGUCGAGUAAAUACAAACUCUAAGAACCGGGAUGGAAAUACACCAUUGAUGCUAGCGGUUAUAGGUGGCUAUCCAAAAGUCGUUGAGCAACUACUUGCUCCGAGCUCUGUAGAGGCAGACAGUCAAAAUAAUAAUAGCCAGACACCGCUGUUAUUAGCGGUCCUACAUGGGAACGAAACAAUAGUUAGGCAACUGCUUGGUACGGGGCGUGUUGAUACGGAAUCUGCAAGCAAUACGGGACGUACGCCAUUAUCUGUAGCCAUCGAACGAGAUGGGGGGUCGCCAACAGCAACGGUGAUUUUGCAGCUUCUCCGUGAUUACCGCCGAGAUAAAUAUUCACUUUAA